This is a messenger RNA of Colletotrichum graminicola M1.001, 789 nucleotides long. RefSeq lists its product as uncharacterized. Bases 1 to 789 code for a protein of 262 amino acids. The transcript is spliced from 2 exons. The record is from RefSeq and is a predicted model, not a curated record. NCBI's taxonomy places the organism in Eukaryota, Fungi, Ascomycota, Sordariomycetes, Glomerellales, Glomerellaceae.
AUGUAUGCCAGAGACUAUAGGCCGCGCACACCGCGCACUCCGCGAACGCGCAAGACCACAGUUAGAAUGGACCCUGACUGCGCCAUAUGCCAUGCUCCUGCCUCUGUGGCAUGCGACUGCGAGGCCAAAGGGCUGGACGUCGCCAUUAAACAGGCUGAGCAGCGUAUGAUGCAGUCGAUAUACAACGAUAUUCGGAGCUGGGUCCGCGCUCACGCCCAAGACUACAUCUUGGAGUAUUUCCGCCUUCUCACAGAGCGCCGGAAGGUAGCCCACGCCGCCAAUAUCGAUCGUAUCAAUGCCACCGCGUACCACUACUACCAUGCUGCCCCCCACCCCAGCGAACUCGCCCAGGCACAAGCGGACCUAAAACGUGGCAUUGACGAGGACUGGCAAUCCAGCGUCCAACGAUACCCCGAGGUCUUGGAAUAUUUCUUCAGUCUAGUGGACCUUACGGUGCCUCCCGACGAAGACCCCAUUGUCAAGGACCCUCCCCUGAGCGCCCUUAGUGGCUCAAGAAAACAAACUGGAAGAAGGCUUGCAGGCGGCAUACCACAGCCACCGGCUAGACCACCGGCCAUUACUGCUGCUAUUGGACACGAAAGAGAUCCAUUUGCAAGGAGAACACCGCCUCCCAUGGAGCCGCCUGGCAGGUUGGACAGGAGAACUCCGGGCUUGGGAGGCAGAGACAGGAGAUCCAUGCCGCCCAUGGGACACCCAGGUCCACCCCCGGGUCCUUAUGGACGACCACCACCUCAGGCACCUCCAGGAUACUAUCCAUGGGGCGCUUGA